AUGCCACGAAAAAAGAACGAACAAACAUUAGACUCCAAAUUCAAAGUCAUAGAUGGCCGACGAUAUCAGGCAUUAGACGACUCAAACUAUUUUCUGCCAAAUGAUGAAAAUGAAGAAGAGAGAUUAGAUGUGCAACACAUUGUCAUGAAACAAGCCUUCGAUGGGAAUUUUUCAGCACCUGUUGACCAGCUAUUGAGGAAGGGGGCAAGGGUACUUGAUGUCUGUUGCGGUUCAUGUGUUUGGACAUUAGAACUAGCCAAAGAAUACCCCAACUCCUACUUUAUCGGCAUAGACAUUGCACCUGUAGUCCUUCCGGUCGAAAAGCCUAGUAACCUCGAGUUUGUAGAAUAUAAUGUCCUUGACGGACUUCCGUUUGAUGACAACUCGUUCGAUUACGUAUUUGCCAGAUACUGUCUCGCAGUAUACACAAGGUCGCAAUGGACUAAGCUUGCUAUUCCCGAAUACACGAGAAUUACCAAGCCAGGCGGAUGGGUAGAGAUGAUGGAGAUUGAUUUGAUAAGAGGAGGUGACAAAUGCGAGAACGUUACACGUCUGAAUAAUGCAUGGAUUGCUCUGGCUGAAUCAAAAAACUUUGUUGUGAUCCCUGCCUUUGAAAUCCGAGGCUUUCUUGAACAGUCUGGUUGUUAUACAAACAUCGAUCACAAGGAAGUACCUGUUCCGGUAGGGCCAAAGGGAGACAAGUACGCUGAAAUGGCAAUACGAAACUUUCGAGAUCUCUGGAGUGGACUGAAAUAUCCCUAUGUGGCAGUAAUGCAGAUAACUGGAGAACACUAUGAUGCUAUUCUCGAAUCAGCAAUCAAGGAAUUAAUAGAAUAUGGUAUCUUUUGGAAAAAUGUCAGGGCAUGGGGUCAGAAGAAGGAUUAUACUAGGUCGACAACCGAAUCACAAGAUAAACCUAUACUUACCGAACUCAUAUACGGCAGAACGCGUAUAUUCACAGCACUGGCGCCCGCCUCAACUCACUCGCCAACUAGUUCAAAGUCCACGCCACAAGCUUCUUCGUCUCCAUUGCUCUGGCAAUGGGAACCGCAAAAGUCUAAUUCUGGUGUUCCAGAAGUGCGGAGUCCUGUUUCAAGUUUCAUUGGGAGUAUUAAGCAGAGCUUGAGUGCAAUGUUUCUGCCAGUAGGCUAUCCAGAGACAGUCCACGAAUGUUACGCUAAAUUUCAUAUAUGGCUUGCUGCAGAAACAUUCAUUGGAUCAUCUACAGGGGUUCUGUGUAGUCAAGCUAUGCUUUCUUCUCUUGGUUUGGGUCAAGCCGAAGCAGCAGCAGGGGCAGUCGCCAUACAGUGGGUUCUUAAGGAUGGCUUUGGAGAAAUAGGGAAAUUGUUCUUUAUCAAACGAUUUGCUUACUCGUUUGAUUCACACCCAAAGACUUGGAGAAUGAUCAGUGAAACGUUUGCCGUUGUGGGCUAUUUUUUGCAAUUAUGCACAUGCAUAGCAAAACCCUCGCUUUUUUUACCCUUGGCUUCUCUUGGUAACGCUUUUGAAAGUAUUCAAUACAGUAUAUUUGGAGCUACUCAUAUGGCCUUUACAAGAAACUUUGCAUUGUCUGGCAAUAUCGGCGACAUAGUAGCAAAGGACGACGCGCAGAUGUCUUUUGCUCAUCUGUUAGGAAUGUUAUGUGGCGUAGGGCUGAUCACGAUAUCGCAUGACCCCGCCUUUUUGUUUUCGUGCUUUGCUGUCUUGGUGCCAGCCAACUUGUACGCGACAUUGUCACUCUUGAAGGCUGCUCAAUUUGAAAUUCUCAAUCAGGCUAAAUUAAGUCUGAUUGCAAAGCAAUACAUUGACACGGGUGAAGUUCCUACCAUGGAUGAAUUGAAGGAUAGGGAAAUUGGAUUUGGUGAAUGGAUUAAGCCAGGAAAGAGUCCCAUUGGUGUCAAAGUGCGUUUGGGAGGGCCAGCAUCGGAUGCUUUUCGCAGAAGCGGGGAUAUACAACGGUCUCUAAGCGUACUCUCGAACGAAAAUUAUCUGUUUAAUUAUCAUCAGAAGCGUAAUGUUAUUGACAUUUUAUAUCAUUCGGAUGCUGAGUCAAAUGAUAUCAUCAAGUCGGUUUUGCAUGUAUUGAAAUUUUAUGAUUCUUUGGCAGCAAAAGUUCUCGCUAACAAGGAAAAGAUAGAUGAUGAGCGUUUUGUCAAGUUGGUACAUGAAAGUCAUGGUUGGACCAACGAAAAUUUCGGGAAAUUUGUAGCCGAUUUGGAUGACAAGGAUUGGCAGAGCGACGUAGUAUUCUGGAAAGACAGGUAG
Paraglomus brasilianum is the source of this 2265-nucleotide messenger RNA. The record is from the annotation of a GenBank genome assembly. NCBI's taxonomy places the organism in Eukaryota, Fungi, Glomeromycota, Glomeromycetes, Paraglomerales, Paraglomeraceae.